Messenger RNA from Sphaerodactylus townsendi, 1390 nucleotides. RefSeq names its product ubiquitin conjugating enzyme E2 D2 (gene UBE2D2). Gene Ontology annotation, molecular function: ubiquitin conjugating enzyme activity. The record is from RefSeq and is a predicted model, not a curated record. Gene Ontology annotation, cellular component: nucleus. Bases 110 to 553 code for a protein of 147 amino acids. The transcript has 7 exons. Lineage: Eukaryota; Metazoa; Chordata; Lepidosauria; Squamata; Sphaerodactylidae. Gene Ontology annotation, biological process: ubiquitin-dependent protein catabolic process; protein K48-linked ubiquitination.
AAGAAAGAGCGCCCGCUUCCGUCUUCGCACCGCCGCCGCGCUCCUUCCGCCGACGGAAAGUAGUCCCCUCCCUUCCUUCCUGCCGCCCUCAGCAGGUUCCGCCGCCGCGAUGGCGCUGAAGAGAAUCCACAAGGAGUUGAAUGACCUGGCACGCGAUCCUCCGGCACAGUGUUCUGCGGGGCCAGUUGGAGAUGAUAUGUUUCAUUGGCAAGCUACAAUAAUGGGACCGAACGACAGCCCCUAUCAGGGCGGGGUGUUCUUCUUGACCAUUCACUUCCCCACAGAUUACCCCUUCAAACCACCUAAGGUUGCAUUUACAACCAGAAUUUACCAUCCAAAUAUUAACAGUAAUGGCAGUAUUUGUCUUGAUAUUCUACGGUCACAGUGGUCUCCAGCGUUAACUAUUUCAAAAGUACUUUUGUCCAUCUGUUCUCUGUUGUGUGAUCCCAAUCCAGAUGAUCCCUUAGUGCCUGAGAUUGCACGGAUCUACAAAACAGAUAGAGAAAAGUACAACAGAAUAGCUCGAGAAUGGACUCAGAAGUAUGCGAUGUAAUUAAAGAAAUUAUUGGAUAACCUCUACAAAUAAAGAUAGGGGAACUCUGAAAGAGAAAGUCCUUUUGAUUUCCAUUUGACUGCUUUCUAUGAGCCCACGCCUCAUCUUCCCCUGUGCACAUGUUUACCUGAUCCAGCAGUGCUGCGUGUUGUACAUACUUGGAACAACGAAAUACUGUAUUCCAUACCAACAUUGACUCUUAGCAAAGAAAUGUGUGUGAAAAGCCAGUUCUUCCGUCAAAAUCUAGUUGUGAGCGUAAAAGCAUUCCUAAGGGAUUUCAGUGGGGUAAGAAAAAAGAAGGCCGGGGCGGGGGGUGGGGGGGAAGAGGGAGUGGAAAUUUUUGUGUGCUCCUUGGGGACUUCCUGUGACUUGAAAGGUGGAAUCCUUUUAAACUCAUAACUGCAACGAAAACUGAUGUGAAGAACUUGUCGCUGUUUCUAUAUUUUAUUCUGAAGGACCUACUUAGGUAAAUGUAUGACCAACAAGAUCAAACUGUACCCACAUCCCGUGUCAAAGGUCUAAGUUUAACUGGUCAGCGUUGAAAAGCAUUGGAGCUAUUAGUGCAUUAAGUGGUGUUGAUUUUUUUUGUUUUGACUCUAUCCCCCGCCCCUCGCCCCGCCCCUUCAUAAUUUUGGUUUGUAUGUGUUUUUUUUUUCAGUUAACAUAGCUAAUAGCUCUUAUUUUCUUAAGUUUUUAACUGCUUAGGUCUUUCUGGAUGUAAGGGUAAAAAUUCAUUUGACAGACUUGUGUAUAUUUAAAGACCCAACUGCUCCCUUGGAGCUUGUACGUUCAAAAAUAAUUAAUCUGUGUAAUAAACUGAUUACUACAGUCAUUACA